GUAAAACAAAAUUGUCAAUCUAUGUUUCUCAUACAAUGCCUAGAUUUCAACAUUUUCUCUGUUUUACCAUCCUUGUUGCAACCAUAACCUUUUUCAAGGUAGCUUCAGCUCACGUGAAAAUUAAACCUGCUUUACCGCAGAUUGAAGAUCCAUUGACCGUAAAAGAUGUCGAGUCUUAUACCAUAAAAGUUGUGACAACGUUCCUGGUUGAGCUUGAGAAGGAAUGCCCCAAAACAGAGAAAUUUAAGGUAUUUUUCGAAAAACUUAAGGCGUAUUCCAAGUACUUGUGCCCAGUCUCUAAAGCAAAAGGCUACAAAUCUGACAUGAAGGCCAAGGCCGGUAGCCUUUUCGAGGCAAUGUCAGCCCUCAUCUCCGUUAAACACAGAUCUAAAGAAGGAUCAGUGAAUAAGAGUCUACAACGGGAAAAAAUGGAAGCCAUGAAUACCAUAAAUUUACUGCAAUCCGUUGGUGAAAAGAUUGCGGGUGGGAGAAGUAACAAAACAGAGACUAAUGGAGUCGCGAAACUAACUGUAGAACAACAGAAAGAAAUGAAAGAUGGAAUCUUGAAAUGGCUUCAAGUAAUUACUCGAAUCGUAAAGACAAACGUAGAAAUAAAUUUAAAAUCUUCAUCAAAAUCUCAAACGACACAAGAAAGCAAAGAAGAAAAAUCUUCAACACAAACACAAAUCAAAAGAAGAAGUGAAAGAGAAUAUGCUCAAAUCACAGCGUUACCGAGAGGUAGCCGCGUGACAAAUAAAGGAAAUAUCAAUGGUAUCUUAAAAAGUGCUAGAAAUUCUCCAAAGGAGAUUGACGAUCAUGGGAACAAAAGAAGAAAACCAAAGAAGCAAUAUAAAUUUAAAGAAGGAGGUAAGAAAGUUACAAGUAGAAGAAGCAAAAUAGAGAGUAGCAAAAAUGCCUAAUCGGUUAAAAAAGUGGAAGUAUACAAGUAUAUAGAUUGUACAUAAAGCUCAAAGAGAAGUAAUGAGACGACCCAUGAAAGUGUUUUUGGGUUUAAUAUGUUUUCAUUUUUUUUUUUCCUUUUUUCUUUUUGUAGACGAGCCGAAACAAAUAAUUAAAAAAAAGUUUCAGAAUUAAAAAUAAAAGCGAGAAAUCUCACAUUAUUAAAAA
Molecule: messenger RNA, 1128 nt
Organism: Arabidopsis thaliana (thale cress)
Lineage: Eukaryota; Viridiplantae; Streptophyta; Magnoliopsida; Brassicales; Brassicaceae
Exons: 2
Coding region: 36-920 (294 amino acids)
Source: RefSeq, marked reviewed